Molecule: messenger RNA, 3528 nt
Organism: Corticium candelabrum
Lineage: Eukaryota; Metazoa; Porifera; Homoscleromorpha; Homosclerophorida; Plakinidae
Product: mucin-2-like
Exons: 9
Coding region: 508-3327 (939 amino acids)
Source: RefSeq, a predicted model, not a curated record
CUAUCUCAACUAAACGACACACGCAUUGAACAAAUUUGCAACACAACCAACCUUGUUGUUCCCUGCAUCUUAAAUCAUCUUCCAACUACAGUAAAGUGUCAAGCAAGAGGAUCUUUUCCGAUGUUGAUUCAACUAUUUUGCAACGCCCAGUUGCUGUUAAAGCAAGACGUGACGAAUGCCAAUCAUGCUGUGCAGCACACAAUUUCAUCCCCUCGUUCAGGAAUCUAUCAAUGUAUCGCUAGAAAUGAGUAUGGCAGCAAACAAUCAUUACUCUACGCAACAGUAUCAGGUGUUGUUCCGACUGUUUCUACUACAAGUCGUUCACCAACAACGGCAGCUACAUCUCCAUCGAUGCCACAAUCUACUGCAUCGGACUACGUGACUACUACAUCUCUACCUCACACAUUAGUGACAAAGUCAUCAAAUCAUUAUUCUAGUUCAUCAACGUCACAGCAUCUGUCCACAAGUUGGAAGUCGCCGAUUGUAAAUUGCAAAAAUGCAAAUUAGAUGAUUGCCAAUUUUUUAGAUUCUAUCGAUAUUUCAUCAAAUAGCAGGAUCUCUAUUGUCUCCACCAGAUCUACUCUUACUUCUUCUCGUACUGCAAGUCUCUAUACUAUCUCUAAGCUAGACUGUAAUGAAUGCAUCAUUUAUUUAUUAUUAUAUUUUGUUGUAGCUUUACAUCCAGACACAACAGAGUCGUCAACAAGCAAGCAAGCAGCGAAUGCAACAUCUCAUAAUGUGCAAUCUACUUCUGGAACGAAGUCUCCUAGAGUUACUAGUGCUCCAGUAACCAUCACGCAAGCUAAUGCGUCAUCCGUGUCUCUAUCCAGUAGUUCUUCGACUCUCAACCUUCCUACCACUUCGACACCACGCACCAGCUCGUCUUCUCAACGAUCAGAUCUUAUACCAACGACAUCAACCGUUUUGCCAACGUCUCAAACCGCAUCACCUCCAUCCCAUCAUACAAACACUCCUUCCUCAUUAGGUGCAACAAAGACCGCUAUUGGAAAAGUGAUGUCUCCUAGAGUUACUAGUGCUCCAGUUACCGUCACACAAGCUAAUGCGUCAUCUGUGACUCUAUCCAGUAGUUCUUCGACUCUCAACCUUCCUACCACUUCGACACCACGCACCAGCUCGUCUUUUCAACGAUCAGAUCUUAUACCAACGACAUCAACCGUUUUGCCAACGUCUCAAACCGCAUCACCUCCAUCCCAUCAUACAAACACUCCUUCCUCAUCAGGUGCAACAAAGCCCCCUAUUGGAAAAGUGACGAGUGCAGCGACUAGUGGAGACGCAAGUAAAAGUACAACUAGGCCGGCAACAAAAGCAACGACACCAACGCCUGCAAAAGAGUCUGACGGUCUACCAAUUGCAGUAGUUGCUGGUGGAGCUGCAGGUGGAGUCGUCGUUUUGCUUGUCAUUCUAGUCAUUAUCAUCGUCACUUGCUAUCGACGUAAACAAAGUUUUGCACUCGAUGAAGAUAAGCAACGGUCUCCAGUAGCAAGUGCUACCACAAUCGACAAUCCCACCUACUGGACAGAAACAACAAAUAGAGAAAGACUGAAACAAAGUCAUGUUGACAGCAGUGGACAAACAGCUUCAUCCUCCUCAUACAAAAAUAUUAACAAACCGACGGCUAUUGUUUCACCCUUGCAACACCCUACUGCGACCGGAGACGACGGUUUAACAAAAGAAGAUCAGUAUGAUGUGUUGGACCGAAAAAUGGAUGAUGAAGUGAUUGUUACAAAACAUGACAGUCUAGACGAACGUUACUCAACGCUAGAAAACAGCAAAUACAGUGUGUGUGACCGAAAGACGGAUGAAAUUCCUGUUACAAGAGGAGGCGUUCCAUUAGAGGGUUACUCUGUAGUUAUGCGAAUGUCGGACAAGAGGCAGAAGAAUGAUGAUAGCAGUCGUUCAGAUGGUCACUAUAAGGAAGCAGUGAUAAGUGGAGCUUACGAACGCGUUGGCAGUCUAAACAAUCCUUCAUCAAACGUUCGAACACAAAGCGAUCUCGAAGAAGAUACCCCGUAUGCGGUACCGGACAAACCGAAACAAGCAGCAACUGCGCUUUUGUCUGCGUCUUUUACGGAUGGCAGGCACCCUGAAGUUGGAACAAAAGAAAAACAACUAUCAAUGUUCACACCAGUUGACGUCAAAAAGCCAAACCAGCUCACACAACGUUUGUCUACAACAUCUGCAAGUGAACCAUAUGAAGAAGUCGUGCAGUCAGAUAGCAAUAUAGAAGAAAACCCUUACUCUCUACCAAAUGAGCACAAAGGUAAGAGUCGUAACAAUACCGUGUCACCAAAAACUGAGUAUUCCUACGCCAAGCCUGAUUCCAAACGAGCAACGACGGUCGAGAGUGACCGCUUAGUGAUAGGAGAGGUCACGACAACAAAACAAGACGAUGAAGAAAUGCCACAAGGAAAUAGUGGAAAUCCCUACGCUGCACCAGAUGAAGUAAAGCCCAAGAACGCCAGAAGCGUUACAGUCCCAAGUGAGUACUUCUAUGCGAGGCCCAACGUCAAGAGAGAAAUGGAGAUAUCAGGUGACCGUUUGGCGACUGGAGCAGCAGCAAUGACGGCACAACAAGACGACACAGGCAGCAAACCAAAUGACGAGAACGAUGAUAAUCUGUAUGCUCUAACAGAUGAGAACAAAACGAGGACGACUCACAAUUCUUCUCCAUCACUACCUCUACCAAAUGCACAAGAUUCUCGCACCCAACCAGAACAACACGAUCAGUCUAGCGCAGACAGAUCUGCUGGUAAAAGUGAUUCAUCUGUCUCUUCCAGCCAUUUCACUGCAGUAAAAGACACGUACGCUGUUGCCAAUAAACAAUCUAAGAAGAAACAGUCGACCGUGUCACACAUGUCAGUUGGUGACAGUGAAUACGCUGUUGUCAACAUACAAGCAAAACAGAAACAGUCGACUGUCUCACAUAUGUCGGUUGGUGACAGUGAAUACGCUGUUGCCAACAUACAAGCCAAGAAAAACCAAUCAACAGUCUCACAUAUGUCAGUUGGUGACAGUGAAUAUGCUGUAUCGAGCAAGCUACCAUCGGGAAGUCCAAAAUCAAACCGAAAACCUGCAGGCGCAUCCAAACCAAAGCAUUACCAGACGGAAGGGAGCGAAUAUGCUGUAUCCGCAAAGUCUCAAUCUUUGCCUCGCGAUGCGAUGAAUGCAACUGCUUCAUCGGUUCAAAAGAAAGGAAAGUCUGACGUGAAGUAUACAGACGUGGAGAUUCUACCGUCGGAAACGAAGCGACACGUGACGUCUGAAGAAAACGUUGAGUACGCCACUAUUGACCAUAUUAAGCAUUGAAACAUUUAUAGUUAAUACAUUGACAUAAAUGCAGCUCUUCUUGCACUCUGGUGCAAUAAUUUCUCUAAAUUCUCGCUUUUUGUAUCGUAUAUUGCUUUGUUUAUCGUAUAUAUGUUGCUGUUGUCUGUUUAUAUACAAUCGUUAUUAAUCAUUGUAUUACAAUCAUUUAAUAAAUUCAUAUUGUAGCUGUUGUAUUCACUA